GGGGCCCCAGCCGCGGGGACCAUGCCCGAACCCGGUCCCGACACCCCUGCAGCCGCCAGCGCGCAGCCCCCGCCGCCGCCCGCGCCGCCCGCGCCUAAGGAAUCCCCGUUCUCCAUCAAGAACCUGCUCAACGGGGCCCACCCCCGGCCGCCCCCCAAGCCUCAGCCGCCCCCGCGGACGCUCUUCGCCCCGGCCUCGGUGGCGGCCGCCGCCGCCAAGGGGGCCCUGGAGGGCGCGGCGGGCUUCGCUCUGUCACCCGCGGGCGAGCUGGCCUUCCCCCGCUUUGACAUCCCGGCGCAGAGGUUCGCGUUGCCCGCGCACUACCUGGAGCGCUCCCCGGCCUGGUGGUACCCCUACACGCUCACCCCCGCCGGCGCCCACCUGCCGCGGCCCGAAGCCUCGGAGAAAGCCCUUCUGCGGGACUCCUCCCCGGCCUCGGGCACCGACCGCGACUCCCCAGAGCCGCUGCUCAAGCCCGACCCCGACCCCAAGGAGCUGGACUCCAAAAGCCCGGACGAGAUAGUCCUGGAGGAGAGCGACUCGGAGGACGGGCGCAAGGAGGGCGAGGCGGCGGCGGCGGGCGCAGCAGGGGCUGGCGGCGGGGGCGCGGCGGGGGCGGCGGGCGCGGAGGACUGGAAGAAGGGCGCCGAGAGCCCCGACAAGAAGCCGGCCUGCCGCAAGAAGAAGACCCGCACGGUGUUCUCCCGCAGCCAGGUCUUCCAGCUCGAGUCCACCUUCGACAUGAAGCGCUACCUGAGCAGCUCGGAGCGCGCCGGCCUGGCCGCCUCGCUGCACCUGACCGAGACGCAGGUCAAGAUCUGGUUCCAGAACCGCCGCAACAAGUGGAAGCGGCAGCUGGCGGCCGAGCUGGAGGCGGCCAACCUGAGCCACGCCGCGGCUCAGCGCAUCGUGAGGGUGCCGAUCCUCUACCACGAGAACUCGCCUGCGGAGGGCGCGGCGGCCGCGGGGGCGCCGGUGCCGGUCAGCCAGCCGCUGCUCACCUUCCCGCACCCCGUCUACUACUCGCACCCCGUGGUGUCCUCCGUGCCGCUGCUGCGGCCCGUGUGAGGCCGCGCCAUGGGGACAGAUGGGGCGCCCCGGGCCCUCCUCCCAGCUCCACCGCACCCCACCCCAGGCCAGAGGAGACUGGACCCUGCCGAGGGCGCCCCGACGUGCAGCGGCCUUCGGGAAGCGGUGUGUGUGGGGGGGGGGGGGUUGGGGGGCGGCUGUCCCUUCCCCAAAUCCAUAACGUUUUGUAAGUAUUUGCAAUGCAUUUUUUUUUUUUUGUGCAAUUCGCCUCCCAGCCAUCACAAACAACACCAACGGAUUGGGGCGCUUCCCUCUGACUUUGGGUCUUGGUUUAUGUCCAGAGCAGGAAAAACAAAGUAAAACACUCAAAUUCUAGGGAUUGAGUAGUGCUGUUGACAGCUUUGGUUAAAAAAAAAAUUGUACAGGACAAGCCUCCGCCCCGGUUUGCAUCGCGCUGUGGCUUUUCAUUUGUGUGUGUGUGUGUGUGUGUGUGUUUUUUUUUUUCUAGAGGGAAAAAGCUGUAGUUUCAUUGGGUUUUCUCUAGUGCUCUGUUUAGAAAUGGAGACGGAGAAAUGACACUGUUACGGUUAUUUCUGCACUUCUGGGUGUAGUGUUUCCUCUGGACUCCCAACCAGCCGUUCUCCCCAAUUUUCAGAAUACACAGCAGCGCUUUUCUUAACCUCCGGGCUCAGGCCACUCUAGGAGAGAGGUCUGCUGCAAGUGAUUCCUUUCUCCCUCCCUCUUUGUGACUGGGAAAAAAAAAAAAAAAAAGAGAGAGAGAAGACAGCCCCAGGCCAGAAGGCCCAUCCCUGAGCCAUCUUUACAGCCCGGCCUGUGUGAGAUGCCUUACUGGUUAACCAGGCAGAGUCUCUUUGGAGUUUUUCAUUUGUUUGGUACACUGUCAUGGCUAGAAUGAGUGCUACUUUAUUCCUUUGUUUGGAGAAAGUGGUUUCAAGAUUCUUUUGGGAAGAAAAAAACUAUAUUCUCCCUGUCUGUCUCUCUCUCUCUCUCUCUCUCUCUCCCUCCCUCCCUCCCUCCCUCCAUCUCCAGCUUUUGGUUCUGAGGUGACUGUUAUAGUUUGCCCUGUGCAAUAUUGUACAAAACUCCCAGAGAACCCUCUUCUCUCCCCACAGAGAGGAGAAGAUAUUUUCACUGUACAAUCGCAGCCAUUAGUUUAGGAGGAGAAUGGGGAUGGGGUGGGGGCAAGAGGGGGAGAGGACACCAGGCUGGCUAGCACCGCUCAGAGGGUAAGACAGGCAUACCGGAGCGCUUUAAGUGAAGGACAAUCAAUUUAGGAGAAUUUUUAACUUAUUUGAUAAAUGUACAGAUUUCUUGUAAAGUUCACCCUCAACUCUGCAGGGCUCCUUGGCCUUGCUGCUAAAUCGGUUUUCUUUCUGACAUCUACACCUGUUGUUUUGAGAUAGUUUGUCUCCCCCUCCCCACACAAUUCACUGGCCCCUUCCCCCACAUCUCUACCCCUAUUCCAGCCCUUUUUAAGAAAAAGAAAGGAAAAAAAUAUUGUUACACUUAAUGUUGUUGUGAAAAUGGAAUUAAUUAAAAAGAAAAGAAAAAAAUCGAACCGUGUGGCCAGAUUGUGUAACUUGGAGGAUCCUGU
This is a messenger RNA of Erinaceus europaeus (western European hedgehog), 2644 nucleotides long. It is a transcript of the gene HMX3, whose product is annotated as H6 family homeobox 3. The coding region runs from base 22 to 1068 and encodes 348 amino acids. Lineage: Eukaryota; Metazoa; Chordata; Mammalia; Eulipotyphla; Erinaceidae. The transcript is spliced from 2 exons. The record is from RefSeq and is a predicted model, not a curated record. Gene Ontology annotation, biological process: regulation of transcription by RNA polymerase II. Gene Ontology annotation, molecular function: DNA-binding transcription factor activity, RNA polymerase II-specific; RNA polymerase II transcription regulatory region sequence-specific DNA binding. Gene Ontology annotation, cellular component: nucleus.